Messenger RNA from Prosopis cineraria, 1587 nucleotides. Its product is annotated as 26S proteasome regulatory subunit 6B homolog. Gene Ontology annotation, molecular function: proteasome-activating activity; ATP binding; ATP hydrolysis activity. Gene Ontology annotation, biological process: proteasome-mediated ubiquitin-dependent protein catabolic process. Gene Ontology annotation, cellular component: proteasome regulatory particle, base subcomplex. The transcript has 6 exons. The coding region runs from base 132 to 1391 and encodes 419 amino acids. The record is from RefSeq and is a predicted model, not a curated record. Lineage: Eukaryota; Viridiplantae; Streptophyta; Magnoliopsida; Fabales; Fabaceae.
ACUUUCAGUGGCUGCUAACCAGUGUUUUGGGGAACGCAGCUCCGGCCAAUUCUGGUUUCCUUCGCUUUACUCCACCUUUUCAUUCUCCGUCGUUUAACUUCUCUCAAUUCCGAAGGACAGAUUUCGCAGCUAUGGCAGCCUCGCCUAUGGUCAUGGACUCCAAGCCAUCUUCGGAACUACCUCCUUUCCUGGCCUCGACGAGAUCCGAUUACCUUCUGGGUUUCGGCGACGGAACCUCUGACGAAGACGAUCUCUACAGUCGCCUUAAGUCGCUUCAGCGCCAGUUGGAGUUUAUUGACAUUCAGGAAGAAUACGUCAAGGAUGAGCAGAAGAAUCUAAAGCGCGAGCUCCUUCGAGCCCAGGAAGAGGUCAAGAGGAUCCAGUCCGUGCCGUUAGUCAUCGGCCAGUUCAUGGAGAUGGUGGACCAGAAUAAUGGUAUUGUUGGCUCGACGACCGGAUCGAAUUACUAUGUUCGUAUUCUUAGUACCAUCAACCGCGAGCUUUUGAAGCCCUCGGCAUCCGUCGCUCUCCACCGUCACUCUAACGCGCUUGUGGAUGUUUUGCCGCCUGAGGCCGACUCCAGUAUCUCGCUUCUGAGUCAGUCAGAGAAGCCUGAUGUCACCUAUAAUGACAUUGGAGGAUGUGAUAUUCAGAAGCAGGAGAUUCGUGAGGCAGUGGAACUACCCCUUACUCACCAUGAACUGUACAAACAAAUUGGUAUUGAUCCUCCUCGUGGUGUAUUACUAUAUGGUCCCCCUGGCACUGGGAAAACAAUGCUUGCCAAGGCUGUUGCUAAUCAUACCACAGCUGCCUUCAUUAGAGUCGUUGGAUCUGAAUUUGUGCAGAAGUAUCUUGGUGAGGGUCCAAGGAUGGUACGUGAUGUUUUCCGUCUUGCCAAAGAGAAUGCUCCGGCAAUUAUAUUUAUUGAUGAGGUAGAUGCAAUAGCUACUGCUCGAUUUGAUGCUCAAACUGGGGCAGAUAGAGAAGUACAGCGUAUUCUCAUGGAACUUCUCAAUCAGAUGGAUGGAUUUGAUCAAACGGUGAAUGUCAAAGUUAUCAUGGCAACUAACCGAGCUGAUACAUUGGACCCUGCUCUUCUGCGUCCUGGAAGGCUUGAUCGCAAAAUUGAGUUCCCUUUGCCUGAUAGGCGUCAAAAAAGGCUUGUGUUUCAGGUUUGCACGGCGAAAAUGAACUUGAGUGAUGAGGUAGACCUAGAGGAUUAUGUUUCUCGUCCAGACAAAAUUAGUGCUGCUGAGAUAGCAGCUAUUUGUCAAGAAGCAGGAAUGCAUGCUGUUCGUAAGAAUAGGUAUGUCAUACUACCAAAGGACUUUGAGAAGGGCUACCGGACAAACGUGAAGAAACCAGACACCGACUUUGAGUUCUACAAGUGAUGAGGAGGGCUGGAUAAGAAUUUGGAAGAUUCCUGUGUUCUUGUUGAAAGAGGAAAAAAAACUGUAAUCCUUGUUCUCGCUAUAGCACUUGUUAAUUUGUGUACCGACUUUGCUGAGUCACCGAAGGGCUGUACUGCUUACAAUAUAUUGUGCAUUGGUUUUCUAGAAAUCAAAGAUCAUUCUCAUUUCUUCAUUA